Molecule: messenger RNA, 360 nt
Organism: Cylindrotheca closterium
Lineage: Eukaryota; Bacillariophyta; Bacillariophyceae; Bacillariales; Bacillariaceae
Source: the annotation of a GenBank genome assembly
AUGGCCAUGCUCAAGAUCUUCCAGUACGUUGCCACCACAGCAGGCGGAUCCGACAACGUUGAUCCAACCAUGAUGGGCGUCAACGCCCAAAGAAAGGCAUACACCUGCAAACAGAAGGAAAACCAGUCCAAUGCGGAGUACCUCCAGGCGUUCAUGCAGCUUUCCAGAACAGCCAGAUUCUGUGACUAUCCCAUGGGAGCCUCCCUAUCCAGGCUUGUCAAAAAAAAAACCGGCAAGUCGGACCCGACAUUGGCUGAGCUGAAGGCGGUCGAAGAGAAGAUUGUGGAGAAGGAGAUGGCGAUGGUGUUCAUCCUUGGAGCCGACAAGAAGCAAUACGGGUCUUAUUGCCCAGGCCAAUAA